AUGUCAAACUCAAUCUACCAGACAAACGGCAAGCCGUUGUCUCAGCAGGCACUUUACCAACAAAAACUUAAGCAAGGAAUUUUUGGUGGCCCAGGUGCCCCAUCUAUUGGAGUGAAUACCAAUGCCUCGGAUACUGCUGCUCUCUUAGCUGCUUCGGCUGAUUUGACAGUGAAGCCUUCCUAUGAACGGACCAUUGCCCUGGAGGCUCAAACGGCAGCAUUAGCUGCUAGAAAGGAGGAAAUACGUAUAUGGACGAGAGACCAAGUUUCACCGUAUGCUGAUGCUGCAGCCUCGAGCUCAUUGAGCAACUCUAAAGCUACUACAACCCUGAAACCUGUCUCUUCAUCAUCGACGCUCAAUAUCGAAAAGAUUAAUCAAGUUGCUAAUGCAAAUUCCACUAAAUCUCUAAACUCUAGAUUCAAUCCAGAAUUGGAUUACAGAUCUGGCCUUAAGAGACAGAAGCCAGCCGAAUUUUUAACUGAGAAGGAGGAACAUUUAGCUGAAGAAGGUGCUUUAGCAUCUUUAAAACAUGGUGCUGGUUACUCUAAUCAAGUUUCGUCACAGAGAAGGAGCCAGUCAUUUCAAGCCUCAGAUAUUGUGAAUGCGAAGCUUUUAGCCGCUGCAAAUAGCAAAGCUAAUGAAGCGUUGAAAUCCUUUGAGGUCUCUCCUGAUGAUUUUAAAGCAAAAGCUCAGGUUUACGCUCAUGCGUUAGCGGUUGCUCAGAAGAACAGCGAAGAGCGGAUAAAAAACAAUAAGAUAGGCAUUAUUAAUUUGGGAGGUGGCCUAACAAUGACCCAAUCUGAAUUGGAUAAAAUGGCUACUUUGAUCGUACAGCCUGUUUUGAAAGAUCUUUCAACAAAAGCUGAAGGACAAAGAGAGUAUGAGAAGACGUUCAAGCAGAAAUUUGAGGAAUUAACUGAGAGAUACAAUAAAUCAAAAGAAGUCGAAGUGCAAAAGAAAAGUCAAGAAAGAGCAGAUAUUGAACUCGCAAAAAUGAGCAGGACCAAAGCUAACGAUGACAGGAAGAAAGAUCUCGAUAAAGAAUACUUAGAAUUUCAGGAUAAUAGAAACAAUGAAGUUGAGCAGAAGACCGCAGAGUUGAAGGACUUAGAAUUGAAAUACGCUGAAGAGAAGGAAGAACUUUUAACUGAAAAGCAAGCUGCGCAAAAUCGAAUUGAAGAAGAGGAAGCCAAACUUAUAGAUGAACGCAAAACUGAGUUAAAGGAGCUGCAAUCGGAAAAGGAUGAGAUUUUGAGGCCGACGUUGGAUAGCUUAAAGGAAGAAAGCGCAAAAUUGAAAGAACUAACAGACGCAAGAGACGCACUUCAGAGUGAAGUAACGAAAGGAGAAGAUCUCAACAAAGAGUAUGAGGCUAACUUGAAAGAGCUCACUGAAAAUUUGGAAUCGACUAAAGCAGAAAUUGAGAAAUACACUGCUGACUUAGAGGCUGCGGAUAAAGAAUACGAGGAAACAUCAACUCAGGUUGACGACUUGCAUCAGCAGUCAUCGGAUGAAUUACAGAAGGCGAACAAUUCUCACAAAGAUUUGGAUGACAAAAUAGCUUUGCUUACAAAAACUAAAGAGGAAAAUUUGGCUAAAAAGAAUACUCAAAAAGAAGAAAUUAAAAAUCAAAUCGAUGAGAAAGUAAAGGAGGAACAUAAAAUCAACGAUGAAUUACCUGAACACUUAAGAAAAAAUAUCGAUGAGAAAAAAUUGAGAGAUACGGGCUCGUUGUUUUCCGUGGAAGAACCAUCUGUAAAAGAGGUUCCAUUGGUCAACAAGAAAGAAACCGAGGUUCUGAAGCCACAAGAGGAUGCUUCCAACCCGAAGUCCACCGCUGCCAUUAAAUCUGCAACGAAGAGCCCCGCGAAGACUACACCUCUAGCUUCUCCUGAUGCUAAAAAGUCGGGACAUUUUAAAAGAUUUACUAAGUUUUUGAGAUCCCCAACAAAAGAAAAGAGUGCUGUUUCUCCGAAGAAGGAAGUGUCGAAGCCAAGCCCGGUUGCUGCUGUGAAAAAGGAUACCAAAGAAGCGGUAGCGGUAACCGCUGAACCUUCUAAAGCCGCAGCAACUAAACCUGUGCCCAAAGAUGGCUCGAAUUCAGAAGUUAGCAAUGACUUCGAUGAUGACAUUUCUUUGGCCAAGAGCAAGAAUCAAGGCGGUGUAUUUAAGGAAGAAAUUUAA
Priceomyces carsonii is the source of this 2184-nucleotide messenger RNA. RefSeq lists its product as uncharacterized. The transcript has a single exon. Lineage: Eukaryota; Fungi; Ascomycota; Pichiomycetes; Serinales; Debaryomycetaceae. Gene Ontology annotation, biological process: eisosome assembly. The record is from RefSeq and is a predicted model, not a curated record. Bases 1 to 2184 code for a protein of 727 amino acids.